This is a messenger RNA of Periophthalmus magnuspinnatus, 1947 nucleotides long. RefSeq names its product zinc finger protein 135-like. Gene Ontology annotation, biological process: regulation of transcription by RNA polymerase II. The transcript has 2 exons. The record is from RefSeq and is a predicted model, not a curated record. The coding region runs from base 1 to 1509 and encodes 502 amino acids. Lineage: Eukaryota; Metazoa; Chordata; Actinopteri; Gobiiformes; Gobiidae. Gene Ontology annotation, molecular function: RNA polymerase II cis-regulatory region sequence-specific DNA binding; DNA-binding transcription activator activity, RNA polymerase II-specific. Gene Ontology annotation, cellular component: nucleus.
AUGUCUCAAAUCCGCAGACUGAGAGCGCAGGUGACAGAGCGGCUGACUGCGGCUGCGCACGAGAUCUGUGCGCUGUUUGAAAGAACAAUAGCGGAGUAUGAGGAGGAACUGAGCCGCUCCAAAGAGGAGAACCAGAGGAAACAGCGGCUCCUGGACUCGUUUGGAGACAGAGCAGGUGUCCAGACCCACUGGUUCAGCCCAGAGUCCAGAAUCAACGAGGAAACCCCAGAGACUCCACAGAUUAAAGAGGAAGCAGAGGAACAGAGCCUCAAACAGGAACAAGAGGCGCUCCCAGAGUUCACUGCUGUGUGUGUGAAGAGUGAAGAACAGUCCUCACUGCUUCAACAAGGACAAACUGAGCCCAGAGAGGAAGCACAGGGAGAGCUCUGUGGAGGAGCACGAGCACACAUCAGCACAGCACACACACAUGGACAGGUCCACUCACACACUCACCUACAAACUCACAACUCUUCAGACACUGACUGUGAUGAAGAGCCUCCAGCCAGCACUUCAACUGCACACAUGGAGACAGAGGCUGACCACAGAGAACACUACGACCAAGGACAGAGGAAAAGAGGAGAAAGAGGAGGAGGAGGAGAGACACUCGAAUGCCCAUUUUGCCAAAAAGGAUUCACGACUAAACAUAACUUGGAGAUCCACACUAGAGUUCACACUGGAGAGAAGAGCUACAGGUGUCCCAUCUGUCGGAGCUCGUUUGUACGGAAGUGUUCUCUGAAGGCUCACGCACGAAUGCACCGUGAGGGAAACCUGUACCGCUGCUCCGUGUGUACAAGAGCCUUCCCCCAGCUCUCCUCUCUCACACAGCACUACCGCACACACACAGGGGAGAAACCUUACAGCUGUUCAGUCUGCAACAACAGGUUCACCCAGCAUCACCAUCUCACAGAACACAUGAGAACCCACACCGGGGAGAGACCUUACAGCUGUUCAGUUUGUGGGAAAACAUUUGCUCGAUCGUUCACUCUUAAAAUUCAUCACAGACAGCACAAAACCGUCCAGGACGCAGGAGAGCGUUUGUCUGCACGUCGUGCAAGUUUGGCUGCUCAGAGAGAGGCUGAGGCGGUGCCAGAGACCAACGCCUCUGCCCCGGGAGGACUGGGACAUGCGAGUGUGAACGCAUCCACACACAGAGAAGCAAAACUCUACUGCUGUUCUGUGUGUGGAAGAACAUUUUCACAAUUAUCCUCACUCACGCAACACAACAGGACACACACAGGUGAGAAACCUUACAGCUGUUCAGUUUGCAAUAACAGAUUCACCCAACAGCACCAUCUGACUGAACACAUGAGAAUUCACACCGGGGAGAGACCUUACAGCUGUUCAGUCUGUGGGAAAACUUUUGCUCGGUCGUUCACUCUUAAAAUCCACAUGAAAACGCACCGAGCUGCACCCUGCAGCAGUUCAGCUCAGACUCUGGUUUAUUCACCAAACUCCGGUCUGCUCCAGAUGGACAUGUGCCAGGAGGAGCUGGAGGACAGAAACAUGUGAAACACCUCCUGAAACCUUACAGCUGUUUAAGCUCAUAAACAAAUGUCUGGUCAGAUUCACAAAGUUCAUCUUGUCUAAAGUUUAAAGGUCGUGUAUCACACUAAACUGACUCCUGUAGCUUUAAGUCAUGUUCUAAUGAUGUUUCCUCCUCAAACACAGACCUGGAGUUGUGUUUUGUUUCAUUCACACAUGUUUGAGUCACACUUUAUUAUUAGUCUGUUACAUCUGCAAACCUCAAAACGCUCUGUUCCACCUUGUGAUGUCAUCAAGUGGUAGUUUUCAUGUGAACUCCUCCUUUUACCUUUAGUUCAGUCGAGAUAAGAGACAACUCCAGGACUGAAAUGAUCCAGAUGAUUCUAGUGAAGGUGGAGUUUAAAAACACAGUGGAGCACUUCCUGUAUCACCACAUGAUGACAUCACAAGGUGGAACAGAGUGUU